AUGCGGGAGAUAUUCUCACUCCUGCUUUGCUGCGCCGCUGCCUGUUGGCUGGCGCCGCCGCGGGCGGUGGCGGCGGAGGGAGGCCGCGGCUCUGAGGCCCGCCUGGUUGCCUUCGGCGACCUUCACGGCGACCUCUUUCGCUGCCGCCAACUGCUGCGGCUGGCCAACGUCACCGACGCCAACGACCGCUGGAUCGCUGGUUCCUCCAUAGUCGUGCAGCUUGGCGACGUCGCCGAUCGCGGGCGACACCCCCACAAGAUUUACGACCUCUUCGCCUCCCUGGAGCAGCAGGCGAAGGCGGCGGGCGGGGAGUUUAUUUUCCUUAUCGGCAACCAUGAGCUGAUGAAUCUCUUGGGCGAACACAGCUACGUGCACCCCGAUGCGAUGGCCGCAUUUGGCGGGGCGGAGGCGUACGCCGCGGCAUUCAGCCCACAGGGCCCUUACGGCUCUUACAUCCUGCAGCACCCGGUGAGUGUGGUGCGCAAGGGGGUCGUGUUUGUGCACGCCGGUAUAACGCCGGCGUACGCCGCGAGGGGUGUGGGAUAUAUCAACGCCGAGCUCACUAAACACUUUUCCCGCGAGCGGCACCACACCGCCUCAAAAGACACAACAAACGGUGAGGAGCACCCGUUCAGUGACUCGGACAGCCCUUUGUGGUCUAGGACCAUCCUUUCUGAGGCCAAGCAGGGCAACUGCUCCCUCCUGCGUGAGUCGCUGCGCUUGCUUUCAAUGCAGGAGGUCUCGGCGGGCCGCUUGCCGGUGCACAUGAUGGUUGGCGGGCACUCCGUCCAGGCGGGGGGCGCCAUUGCAGUGGAGUGCAACGGCAGUCUUGUGGGGGCAGACGUGGGACUGAGCCGCUCUGUGUACCUCAGCGCUGGAUACGUGGCGUACGUUGAGUUGGUGCCGGACGCGAGCGACCCGCCGCGCCUCGUCGCACAGCCGCGGUACCCGUUCGGCAGAGGCGUGCGGGCCCCCGCGCCGUCGCUGCUCGGCGGCCCCGUGCAGCCGCCACGCUGCACUCAGGCCGUCCGGUGCCCUUCGCCAGCGGGAGGGGGAAACCGGGAGUUGGCGGCGCUUCCUCGUGCCGGGCGAGGGAACGAACGCAGCGGCAGUGCAGGGCUUCUUGCGCCGCACUACCAUCUUCUCUUUGUGCUUGCGGGCCUUUCCCUCGUCUGCCUCGUGCGACUGCGGCGGAGGCGACCGACGGGCGGCAGACACCGCGGCGUGUGUGGGCACUGA
This is a messenger RNA of Trypanosoma conorhini, 1239 nucleotides long. Its product is annotated as putative serine/threonine protein phosphatase. The record is from RefSeq and is a predicted model, not a curated record. Lineage: Eukaryota; Euglenozoa; Kinetoplastea; Trypanosomatida; Trypanosomatidae. Gene Ontology annotation, molecular function: hydrolase activity. The coding region runs from base 1 to 1239 and encodes 412 amino acids. The transcript has a single exon.